AUGUCUUCGUACGCGGUAUUCUUGACGCUCAUUGGGGCAAUACUUGUCUCUGGUGCUCAUGGAGCUAAUAUACUAGGCAUAUUUAGCUGUCCUAGCCCCUCACAUUUGAUUGUAGAAAUGUCAAUGGCAAAAGUUUUAGCCGAGAAUGGCCACAACGUGACAGUGGUUACAACUCUCAAACCUGUUGUGACCCAUAAAAACAUUAAGGUUAUUGAACUACCACCAUCAGAUGAGGAGCAGGAUGCAUGGAAUAAGAUUAUGGGUUCCAUGAUACAGACGGAUAAUACCGAUACGGGUACAGCUCUACUGCGUAUGCGCAGCCAAUUGAAGAGUAUGUUUGAUAAGAAUCGUGACGUCAUGGAAGAUCCUCAAGUGAUAGACCUCUACGAGAACAAGGAUAAUAAGUUUGAUUUGGUUAUGAUUGGAUACUUCAUGAAUAACUUCCAGAUGGGUAUUGCUCAAAAACUCAAGGUACCCAUUGUGAUAGCAACUUCCAUGUUCCAAUGGGGAGUGUUCGAUAGCAUGCUUGGAAAUCCAGCUGACAUCGCUUAUGUUCCGGCUGUGAACGUGCACGUUAAUGAACAUGGCUUAAUGGAUUUUAAACAACGCUUUUUCAACUUUAUAACGUCGUGCUUCGAAAAGCUGUUUGUAUACCUUAUCGAAAAGAUAAUGCCGAAGCUUACUAGUAAUUACCUCUAUGGAAAUGAUUCUAAUAUGCCAUCUUAUGAAGAGCUAAAUAGAAAUGUUUCGCUGGUUCUCUUCAAUUCACAUGGCAUCAGCGAAGGUCCCAUUAGGCCAAAUAUGCCAGGAGUUAUUGAAGUUGGAGGUAUUCAAAUUAAAGAUACACCAGAUCCCUUGCCACAAGCGAUGUCUGAAUUCCUAAAUAAUGCAACUGACGGUGCUAUCCUGCUCAGCUUGGGAUCAAACAUUCAAGGAAAAUUUCUGAAUCCAGAAACUGUUCAGAAGAUGUUCAAAGUUUUGUCAAAAUUGAAACAACGAGUUAUUUGGAAGUGGGAAGAUAUUGACAGCACUCCUGGAAAAUCUGCGAAUAUUAUGUACUCCAAGUGGCUUCCUCAGGAUGAUAUUCUGGCCCAUCCAAAGAUCGUUCUCUUCAUAAACCAUGCUGGACGUGGUGGCAUUACGGAGUCACAGUAUCACGGAAAACCAAUGCUCUCACUUCCAGUCUUUGGAGAUCAACCUGGAAACGCAGAUAAGAUGGUAUCUGAUGGCUUUGGCCUCAGCAUGUCGCUGUUGGCUUUGGAGGAGAAGCCUUUCCGGGAUAAUGUUAUAGAACUUCUCGAAAAUCCGAAGUACACUCAGAAGGUUAAGGCCUUCUCUGAAUUAUUCAGAGAUCGACCAUUGACUGCUCGUCAGACUGUGCUCUACUGGACUGAGUACGUGCUUCGCCAUCAUGGAGCUCCUCAUCUGCAAUCUCCCCUCUUGCGCUUGAGCUUUGUGGAAGCACAUAAUAUUGAUCUCUACGCUGUGAUUUUAGUUGCUCUUGUAGUUAUCCUAUUUAUAAAUAAGAUAGUCUUACAAUUACUCUAUAGAAGAUUAACCGGAAAGUCAAAGAAGAACACAAAUGCUAAAAAGACAAAUUAAAAUUAAUGAAUCUAGCACGAAUUAC
Messenger RNA from Drosophila albomicans, 1627 nucleotides. Its product is annotated as UDP-glucosyltransferase 2-like. The transcript has 2 exons. The coding region runs from base 1 to 1602 and encodes 533 amino acids. Lineage: Eukaryota; Metazoa; Arthropoda; Insecta; Diptera; Drosophilidae. Gene Ontology annotation, molecular function: UDP-glycosyltransferase activity. The record is from RefSeq and is a predicted model, not a curated record.